AUCAUGCGCCAUCUUGAUUUUUAUUCAUGUAAUUUUUUUCCACACUGCAGAUUGAAACAUCACACACAUGGGUUCUGGAGCGUCUAAACACCACAAAACUGCCGUGAAACCUAAGCCAUCGGAAACCAAUGGUCCAAGCAGCUCAAGAUCUGGGAUGGAAAAUGACGAAAAAGCUGCUAGAAUAAACGAAGUGGAUACAGAAAACCAAAAGGAAGAAUACAAAAAAGUAACCGCCAAGAUCCCUCCGCCUUGUCCUCCUGUGACACGCAAAGUGGACGUCUUCACAAAGGUUUUAUUCAAAGAUGUAGACAAAAAAGUUCUCAAGACCCCCAAAGACUUGAUGGUAAAGCCGUUCCCACAGUUGAUCCAGUACCUCACAGAGGGCGCUAGUAAUGACGUAGCCAAAGUGCGCGCAAUAUUUCAGUGGGUUACCUCUAUUGACAUCCAUGGAAUGGGAAUGGAGAGCCUGCCACCACAGAAAACACCAUUGGAAUCCCUUCUUAAAAUCAAAUGGAAUAUGGUCAAUCAUGCUCAUUUGUUUUUCACUCUUUGCCGGCUAGCACAGUUGCCGUGUGUCAUUGUCAAUGGCAUAAACAAGAGUGCCGCGUACGAGAUAGGCAGACCCGUGGACAAACGCCGCAUGGCCGCCCAGUGGAACGCCGUAUACGUGGACGGAGAAUGGCGUUUAAUGGACGUCUUCUGGGCGUCUUCUUGUGUUGUCGGUCGGACGUCCAAGGAGUGGACUCUUCUAGACAUAGACGGUAAAAUUGUCAGCGAUGAUAGCGAUGAUUACGAGGAGGGCGACGAAGAAGGAGAAACUCAUCAUCGAAUAAACGAAUUUUUCUUCAUGCCAGAUCCAGAUCAAUUUAUAUUUACUCAUUUCCCCAAUGAUCAAAAAUGGCAAUUGCUUGAAAAGCCUCUCACUGUUGAUGAAUUCGGCCAAGGUAUGUAUGUUAGGGAGAUGUUCUGGAAUCUUGGACUGAAACAAACUCCUAACAGCCACAAGACCUGUUUGGUGAAGUCAAACAAUGGUGAAAUAGAUAUUCCCUUUGAACUCCCUGCAUUGGAUGCCAUAAAUGUAAAGUUUAGGUACAUGUUGUAUCGCAAGGCUGGAGGCCCUGUGACAGGGGGACAAAUGGACCGAUUUGUGUUUUACACGCGUCAAGGAAAUACUCUGAACUACAAUAUCAGGUUCCCCGUGGCAGGUACCUUCAGGUUGAAUGUAUUUGGCCAGGACAUUACUAAACAUGAUAGCCUGGAAUUGUGUUGUGCCUACGUAAUCGAAUGCCCGGAACCCAAACGCGAUGUGGAACCGCUUCCUGAUAACCCAGUCAUUGGUUGGGGACCAGGCGCCGAGACCGAGGACGCAGGCAUGACUCCACUAACACAUGACUGCGGGCUUGUCGAGACGGAAGAUGGAUGUGUUGAAAUGAAAUUCAGGCUGAAAAAAGAUGUGUCCCUGCUCCAAAGUCUGCUGAGUAACAAAAUGGACGAGAAAGUCUUGGAAAAUUUUGUGAUCAGUCGCGUUGAAAAUGGUGAGGCCUUCGUCACAGUGCGCCUACCGAAGAAAGGUGAAUACGCACUGAAACUGUUCGCAAAUGAUCGGAACGACGAAGGAGAUAUUCCGAACGUCUGCAACUACCUCAUACGCUGCUUAAACGACAAAGUGAAAAACGAACCUUAUCCACAUGUUCAUAACGGAGCUUUGGGGAAAGGGAACUUCGCAAGCAAACUGGGCGUCGUGCCUCUAAAUUAUCCUGGAGGACUCAUAGAAACCGACGACGGUCAGUGCACACCUCAGUUCCGAGCACCCAAAGGAGUUGAACUUUUCUGUGAAAUUCACUCGGCCGGUUUAGAUGAUAGUGUCUUUAAGCAUUGCCUGCGUAAGACCGGUCCAAAUGCUGGAGGGGAAACGUCUUUGGAAAUCAUCUUACCUAAGGCUGGGGAGUGCUCCGCGAGCAUUUACGCCUGCAGAACGGAAGAUCCGGACCGCCUCUACAAUGUCCACAACUAUCUCAUCAUUUCAAAAGCUGACCGAAGCGACGCUGAUGUCAGCAACAAGGGGCUAAAUGAGAAGCCCAAAAUUCCAGAUGUGGACAAACCUAAGGUUACCCACAAUGGUACAGUCGAAAUCCGCCUGCCCAAAUCAUUUGAAAACCUUAUGGCUGAGCUCCAAAAGAAGAACUCGAUCGACCCCAUUAAGACACAGCAAGUUACCCUGAGGGAGGAUGGCGGGGAAUACGUCGUGAGGAUUGAAGUCCCGGAUGAAGGAGAGUACCUGCUGACUUUGUUUGAACACACGGAAAGCGGGUCACUGUCCAAUCUUGGCACAUACACCGUGUACAGCGAGCCAAUGGCUUCGGCUCCCGUCAUAUCAGAACAGUCAGAGGAGCCGCCUCCUGUCACAAAUCAAAUGUCAGCAGAAGAAAAGAAGAAAUUAGAGGAGGAGAGAAAACUGGCCGAAAAGCGGCGAAUGUUGAAUAGCAAGCUGAAGUUAGCCAUGGAAUCCAAAGAUCCUAACGAACUUGCCGUAGCUAUCAAAGAAUUCGAGGAUAGUGGUUUCCCUGAUAAUAAGAAUAACCUGGAAAAGGCAAAGAAAAUGCUGAUGCUGCUGAAGGCGAAAUCGGAUCUUGUGACAGCAAUGUCUGUUCGUGAGGUGGAUGUGUUAGAGAGGGCCAUAGAAGCUGGAGAGGCUGCCAACUACAACAAGAGCCUUAACCUUGAGCUUGCUUACGCCAAACGUGUCCUAGAACACCUAAGACACAUUGAAAAACUGCGCCAUGAUAUCCUGAAUUUGGACCAAAAGACCAUAGCUGAGAUACGGAGUUAUUCCAAUCCGCCGGAUGCUGUUCAUCAAGUUAUGGUGGCAUCGUACCUUUUGCUUGGGUUAACAGAAGACCAAGUGAAGGAAUGGCGGUCCGUACAAGCGUUUAUGGGCAAAACUGGUAAAGAAAGCUUGAAACGGAUGGUUUCUCAGUUUAACGUUGAGAAACUUGCAGUAGAUGUAGCCCUUCGAGCCAAGCAGAUCCUGGCCAGAUUCAGCAAAGAUAAAGUACACGAUGUGAGCGCUGGGGCGGCCACAUUUUAUGUCUGGGCUCAGGGAAUGAUUGCCGAAUGCGAAUCUCGUUUUACCGAAAGGCGGUGAUUUGAGCACAGUUCGACCAAAAACUGCCAGAGGGAAAUCUGCCUUUGGUGAACGCAAACCCGAGGAUUCGCCCACACAAGGAUGGGCAUAACAAUAUAACACAAGAUAAGGGCGUAAAAGCAGAGAUAACAGUAUUGUGCUCAGGUUUAUAUUUGAAAAAGGGAUUUGAACCCCUUACGUGUGUAUUAAGAGAAGUUAAGUUCGCUUAAUGCCUUUUCGUAUUCAAACAUUUGCUUACUGGAGGCAAGCACCUGUAUUGUAUAGUAUAUGUAUCAGCGUAAAUGUGUGGCCAAAGGAUUCUUUAUUUCCUAUUUUGUACGGUAAGUUUGUAUCACAUACUUUAAAAAAACA
Messenger RNA from Lingula anatina, 3496 nucleotides. RefSeq lists its product as uncharacterized. NCBI's taxonomy places the organism in Eukaryota, Metazoa, Brachiopoda, Lingulata, Lingulida, Lingulidae. The record is from RefSeq and is a predicted model, not a curated record.